AACGAAAUAUUGAUUUAAGUACAGCAGCUGUGCGCUAUCUGUGUUUUGUAAAUGUAAUUCAAGGCCACGUUACGUUGUCACGGUCAUUGAAUAAAGUUUACGUUUGUCGUCAAUAGAUGUCGCUGCCCUGUUUUAAAACUGGCUAUGAAGAUGUUACCACAAAUAGUACUUCAACACACUCGAGCCGUGAAACGUUUGCCAUCAGAAGGGUCUUAACUGACUCGACUGAACAGCGAAUGAUGAGGUCGGAUAUGAUUCUUGUUGAUUAAAAUCCGCUCCCUAGCUUAUCAACUAUCGCAGAUUUGCUAGGCGAAUGUCUGACGCUGUUUUGGCCAAUUUUAAAUUAACUUUCAUUAUACGCUAUACGGUUGGUGGAGCUGACUGGGGGUCAUCGUCGGAGUUUUGAUAGACGACACCACGAAAGUGGAUAUUAGACUUGCGCAAAACAUCACUUCCCAAUGUAAUGUGAUAUGACAUCACUUUUACAGAUAGGUGAUAUUACUCGAAAACAUUACACAUCACUCUUAACAUUACUCGGUGCGUUCAAAGUGAUGUGUAUAAACACAUCACUUAGGUAAUGAUUCGGGUGUAUAGAUACAAUGUAUUCGUCGUCACAGUAUCUAUUGAACGCACCGAGUAAUGUUAAGAGUGAUGUGUAAUGUUUUCAUCAAUCAUUACCUAAGUGAUGUGUAUAAACACAUCACUUAGGUAAUGAUUCGGGUGUGUCAUUACAAUAGUGUAUUACAAUACAAAGUAUGAACUUUGUAUUGUAAUACACUGUUAUAUUACUUGACAGAUUGACUUACUUAAUAAUAUAAUAAUUUUAUUUUUUACUUAAUAUAAUUUAUUGUGGGAUGAACGGAUUUCAUAUGGCGACUUAGACUGCAAAUUGAGCUCGACAAUAAUGUUAAUAUACGAGAGCAGUAGAUGCAUUGUUUCGGCGCGAUAUCCUCAAAGUGCAUCCAAGGAGGACUGUACUUUCAUUUAGACGCCGUUAUUUCUUUCACUUAUUAAACACGCAUUAAAACAAAUAAUAAAACUAUCUUCAAACAAGUGCUUAAGUAAUUCAAAUCAAACACAAAAAUUAAUAUGAAAUAUUACUAAACAAUUACGAGCGACUAGCGAUUUUACAAAAGUUGCGAAUAAAAAAUUAAGUAAGUACUUGCGGGGAGCUACCGGCUGGCCGCAUGAAAAAUAUAAACACAAAUACCUAUAUUAAAAUUCAGACGUACCAUAGGUAUAAAAAUGUACCUAGCGGCCAGGACAUAUGGUUCAAAAUCACUAGGAAUAAUUCCGUGUCGCUUGCUCAUUUAUUUUGCGUCGAUCGGUCUGUCUCGCUCGCUCGGUUCCGUUCGUGUAUUACACGACAAAGAAAGAAACAUGUUGGGUGAUAGUGUGAUGUUUGUUUCCUUCGCGUAAUGUGUGAUGUUGCAUUACAUCGUAGAGUAAUAUUACCCGAGUAAUAUCACUCGCAUUACUUACACAUGUCUAGUGGAUAUCGUUAACAUUGUUAUGAAGAGACUUUUAAUGUCAUAAACUGAUAUUAUUAAUGCCAAAAAGUUGACUUUUUAUGGUUAAUUUUUAAUUAUUGAUAAUUGUUUAGUGAACAAAAGUUAAACGACCACGCGACGAAUUGUAUUUGUGUGUGUCAUUGUAUUCUCGGCUGCCUCAGGUUCGAUUUAAUCACUAAUGAACCAAAAGCCGAGAGCGCGAUCGCACGUCGCAAAAUGGGACAAGAGCAAUCUUACGUACACGCCAACGGUCCAGUGAGACGUUACAAGAACAAAUACGAAGAUCCUGUGCAAUACAGGAACUCUAUCGACUGCAGGAAAAGCGAAUACGAGAGCAAGGAAUACGAAUACAUACGACAGAAAGCGAGACGGAGCGCCGACAGUUUCAAGAGCGACCACUCCACCGAGAGCAGUGGAUACCGGAGCGGAUCCAGCGCCUGCGAGUGCCGAUCCGAAGUCUCAUCGAAAAGCGGAUACUACGGCACGUCUCUGUACAAAAACGAUCACUACAAAGACGCGAACAAAGACAUUUACAAACCAGUGAAGCUACCAAAGGAGAAACGCUACAGGAAUCAACUUAUCCAACUGCAGAAGGACGAAUUGAAAAGCGCCCGACUAAUGAGUUAUCUGGACGAAAGCGAUAAAGGACAGUUUAAAACUGGGUCAUCGAAAAAGUCCGGCAUAAGGAAUUAUACUCCAAAGAUUCUCUCGGAAGAGGAACAAAAGGGCAAAUUGGAUUGGAGUUAGAGUAGAUAGUUUGUAGUUGUAUAUAGUAGCUUAGUAGUAGAUGUAUAGUGGCAGAUAUGGAGGCGGCAGGAGCUUUGGCGAGCUUGGCACCGUCGCCGAUUACCGUGUUGGGUCUGAUACCACUCCUGGCAUUAGGGAUCACGUACUUCAGAUACCAACAAUACGAUCCGGAAUCCUACGUUACGGACAUCAAUGCUGUGAUGCCGAUUUAUGACUUCGUGGUAGUGGGGGGAGGUUCGGCCGGCGCUGUGGUUGCGUCGCGCCUUUCCGAGAUCGGCAACUGGACCGUCCUCCUCCUCGAGGCGGGAUACGACGAGAACGAGAUCUCGGACAUCCCCGCACUGGCGGGCUACACGCAACUCUCCGAAAUGGACUGGAAGUUCCAAACGACACCUUCGAACAAUCGUUCGUAUUGUUUAGCCAUGAACGGUGAUAGAUGUAAUUGGCCGAGAGGUAAAGUUCUGGGUGGCAGCAGCGUACUCAAUGCCAUGGUAUACGUUAGAGGAAACCGUAACGAUUACGACUUGUGGGAGGCACUCGGUAAUCCUGGAUGGUCGUACGAUUCCGUUCUGCCUUAUUUCCUAAAAUCAGAAGACAAUCGGAACCCCUACUUAGUGAACACGCCGUAUCACGCGGCCGGUGGAUACCUGACCGUUCAAGAAGCACCAUGGCGUACUCCAUUAUCAGUUGCGUUCUUAAAAGCCGGCAUGGAACUGGGUUACGAGAACCGAGACAUAAAUGGAGCGAAACAGACUGGGUUCAUGUUGACGCAGGCGACUAUGAGGCGCGGGAGUCGAUGCAGCACAGCCAAAGCGUUUCUAAGACCCGUGCGACACAGGGACAACCUUCACGUUGCGCUCGGAGCACAAGUCACCAGAAUACUUAUUAAUCCAGUCAAAAAACAAGCAUAUGGGGUGGAGUUCAUACGCAACGGCGUCAAACAGAAAGUCAGGAUUAAGAGAGAAGUGGUAAUGUCGGCCGGAGCAUUGGCAACACCUCACUUGAUGAUGCUUAGCGGGGUUGGACCAGCGGAACACCUCAGGGAACACGGCAUUCCUUUGAUAGCGAAUUUGAAAGUCGGCCACAACUUACAAGACCAUGUCGGUUUGGGUGGAUUGACCUUCGUAGUCAACAAGCCCGUCACGUUCAAGAAGGACCGAUUCCAGACAUUUGCUGUGGCCAUGAACUACAUUCUAUCUGAAAAGGGACCAAUGACGACCCAAGGCGUUGAAGGAUUGGCUUUCGUCAAUACAAAAUACGCUCCGCCAUCAGGGGCUUGGCCCGAUAUUCAGUUCCAUUUCGCUCCUAGUUCAGUAAACUCUGAUGGCGGAGAACAGAUCCGAAAAAUCUUGAAUUUGCGAGAUCGAGUUUACAAUACCGUGUACAAACCCAUUGAAAAUACCGAAACCUGGACCAUUCUUCCGUUACUUCUGCGCCCGAAAAGCUCCGGUUGGGUUAAAUUGAGGAGUCGCAACCCUUUCCAGCCCCCCUCGAUAGAGCCUAACUAUUUCGCGUACAAGGAGGAUAUCAAAGUACUGACGGAAGGCAUAAAGAUCGCUAUGGCGAUUUCGAAUACCACUUCUUUCCAAAGAUACGGAUCAAGGCCCCACAACAUUCCCCUGCCCGGUUGCCAACACCACGUGCUCUUUAGUGACGAAUACUGGGAGUGCAGUUUGAAGCACUUCUCUUUUACGAUUUACCACCCCACCGGGACCUGCAAGAUGGGGCCAAAACAUGAUCAAGAAGCCGUCGUAGACCCAAGGCUGCGAGUGCACGGUGUUGCCAACCUGCGGGUCGUGGACGCGAGUGUCAUGCCGACCAUUAUAAGUGGCAACCCCAACGCUCCUGUCAUCAUGAUAGCUGAGAAAGCAUCGGACAUGAUCAAGGAGGACUGGCUUGUAUUAUGACAGUGCUAAGUGUUAAAGACUAAGAAAAUUCAAAAUACUCAUAAGUGUAAUUACAUGUUAGUUAUUUAAUUUCUGUAAUUAUUAGUCACUUUGUAAAUAAUGUAAAAGUUUAGAAGUAUUCUUACAUUUUUUAUUGUAAUGUAUCAAAGUCUUUAAUUAAUUAAAUAAGGAAUAAAUUU
Messenger RNA from Bombyx mori (domestic silkworm), 4344 nucleotides. Its product is annotated as glucose dehydrogenase [FAD, quinone]. Gene Ontology annotation, molecular function: flavin adenine dinucleotide binding; oxidoreductase activity, acting on CH-OH group of donors. The record is from RefSeq and is a predicted model, not a curated record. Lineage: Eukaryota; Metazoa; Arthropoda; Insecta; Lepidoptera; Bombycidae. The coding region runs from base 2315 to 4165 and encodes 616 amino acids. The transcript is spliced from 3 exons.